Messenger RNA from Colletotrichum destructivum, 423 nucleotides. RefSeq lists its product as uncharacterized. NCBI's taxonomy places the organism in Eukaryota, Fungi, Ascomycota, Sordariomycetes, Glomerellales, Glomerellaceae. The transcript has a single exon. Bases 1 to 423 code for a protein of 140 amino acids. The record is from RefSeq and is a predicted model, not a curated record.
AUGCGCCGCAUGCCACGGCGAACACGAGGCAUGGAAUGGCAGGUGCCUUACCAGGAUACGCGAGAAGGCCAAGAUCAAGACCGCCUACAACCAACGGCCAAGGUACAAUCAGCCCCGCAGCCGACCCUAGGACUGGAGGCCCAGUCCAGGCUAACCUCCAGGAUCACACGACCGACACUGGAACCAGGUCAAUCCCAGGAGAACCAACCGAGCCGGAGCAGGUCCCCGACGAAGAAGGUUCACAAGAGGCCUAACCCGACAGCUACACAGAAAUCAGAGCAGAAGAUCACGGUAGCUGCGGAGACUACGCGCUCGAAGCGCAUCAACGUCCGGUCGCGAAGAGCGGUCGAGGUACUCGACCUAAACGCACAGAUGGCAAACGACAGUACAGCGAUGAAGACCGUAGUUGAGGAUAGCGAAUGA